AUGCUUUGGCUAGUUCUACUAUACAUGAUCCCCAUUUGUCUUGCCAAUACCGAAACCCACCUACUCGAAAUACCUCAAUACUAUGACAUACCACCACACCCUGAACCCAUACACGUAAUUGAUCGAUUACAGCGCAAUUGGCAUCGUAUAAACUCAAGUCUAUCUGUACUACUUGACUACCCAAUUGCAUCAAUUAGUGAUGAGCUAUUAACCAGUAAGACUCACUCAAACGUGGUGACAUUACCAUAUGAUAGUAUUGCACGACCACAAAGGACAAUUUUGGUACGAUUGAACAACUAUAAUGACACACUAUUGCAGAAUAAAGAUUUACUAAACAUCAAACUAUGUUGGCCAGCUACACUGCCUUUUGAUUUCAAGCUUUCGCAUGAGUAUAUCAAGACAAAAGAGAUAAUCGAUGAUGCAAACGCUUUAAAUAAGAACCACUUUGAUUUAUACCUUCGGAUUGACUAUCAAUUCUUUGGAGUAACCUAUAAUGAAGCAAAAUUUUUACGCCAUAACGAUGAGGUCAAAUUCCAAUUGUUUGUUAGCAAACUCCCGUUCAAGAUGAUUCCUAUACCAUUGGAACUAUACGACUUUGUGAUUUACUUGGUUGAUUUGCUCAUUUUGGUCAUUACUCAAAUAAAGUUUCUUGCUUGGUUGUUGAUUAGAGUGGAGACCAAACCAUGA
Messenger RNA from Lodderomyces parapsilosis, 687 nucleotides. RefSeq lists its product as uncharacterized. The record is from RefSeq and is a predicted model, not a curated record. The transcript has a single exon. The coding region runs from base 1 to 687 and encodes 228 amino acids. NCBI's taxonomy places the organism in Eukaryota, Fungi, Ascomycota, Pichiomycetes, Serinales, Debaryomycetaceae.